GGCAAGCAACAUUGUAGACUUGAUGGCCAAGAAAAUAAUGGAAAAUGUUGCACUUCUGGUUCAAGUGAUUACAGUGACCCAAUUUACAAAGAAAUUGCUGUGACCAAUGGUUACAUUAACAGAAUGAGUAGAGAUGAACUCAGAGCUAAACUUGCAGAAUUCAAACUUGAAACCAGGGGAGUAAAAGAUGUACUGAAAAAGAGAUUGAAGAACUACUAUAAGAAACAGAAGCUGAUGCAGAAGGAGCCCAGUAAUGAAGACAGUUACUAUGAUUAUAUCUGUGUUAUUGACUUUGAAGCGACCUGUGAAGAGGACAAUCAGCCUGAAUUUAAGCAUGAAAUAAUUGAAUUUCCUAUUGUUUUAUUAAAUACUCAUACACUAGAAAUAGAGGAUACCUUUCAACAAUAUGUGAAACCAGAGAUUAAUCCUCAGCUUUCAAACUUCUGCAUCAGUCUGACAGGAAUCACUCAGGAUCACGUAGACAAAGCUGAUGCAUUUCCUCAGGUUCUACAAAAUGUUGUAGAGUGGAUGAAACAGAGAGAGCUGGGAACCAAAUAUAGCUAUACCAUACUGACUGAUGGGUCUUGGGAUAUGAGUAAAUUCCUGAAUAUCCAAUGCCGUAUCAGCCGUAUCAAAUAUCCCUCUUUUGCCAAAAAGUGGAUCAACAUUCGCAAAUCCUAUGGAAACUUCUACAAGGUUCCCAGAAACCAGACCAAGCUAACAAUCAUGCUUGAAAAGUUGGGAAUGAACUAUGAUGGACGCCCUCAUAGUGGACUUGAUGACUCUAAGAACAUUGCACGGAUAGCUAUCCGCAUGCUUCAGGAUGGGUGUGAGCUGCGUGUGAAUGAGAGAAUGCAUGGCGGGCAGCUAAUGACUGUGUCAUCCUCUGCCCCAGUAGAGGGCGCCCCUGCUCCACAACUGCCCCGUUAUAGAAACUAGCUUUUGAAACAUGCUGCAUUUGGGUCCAAUAGUGAAGACUGAAACUAUGAAUUGUUAAUGCAUCUUAUCAAGUGGUCAUUUCAGCGAAUCAGUUCUGCAAUGCAAAAAUCUAAAAGCACCUUGAACAACUUUUGCUGUUAAAAUAAUGGGGGAGUAUAUAAACUCUUUGUUAAAACUUGUGCCACAGCAUUUUUGGUCCUGAUCAUAUUUUUUGUAAGUCACCUUGACACCUUUUCGUAUAAGGUUGAUGUAUAGUAUGCUGCAGGAUGUUGAGAUUUUUUUUUUUUUAAAGAAAGUUAAAUGAAAAAUACAACACAUGGUUAGCCGUCCCUCACCCAUGUCAUAGGAAAGGUGAUGUUGUAGUACUGUUUAAAACACAAUGUACUGCACUAGUUUUUAGCAUCUUGACAAUGCUUUGCCUACAUAUACUGCACUUCCAGAACUGUACAGUAUACUGACCAGAUUGGCUUUAUUACUGUGCACAUUUCACAGUAGCAGACAACCUUCUCUUUUUAUGUAACAUAGAAGAACAGUGGGGACCGUCUUCACUGUUUUAAUUACUUUAAAAGCAUUGGAGAGGAGCGUACUUUUUAAGGAAUAUAGUUGUCAGUUUCUGUCUCUUAAAUAAUUGAGUAGGAUUGGGUGGCAAAAAACUGUGUAUUGAAUAAAGAGCUUUCAUUCACCGGC
This is a messenger RNA of Pelodiscus sinensis (Chinese soft-shelled turtle), 1626 nucleotides long. NCBI's taxonomy places the organism in Eukaryota, Metazoa, Chordata, Testudines, Trionychidae. The record is from RefSeq and is a predicted model, not a curated record.